CUGGUUUUGUGUUCACUUUUGUUCAGCUGAUUUGUGUUGGAAAAUAGAUUCACAAAUUAGUUAAUUGUUGGUGAUUUUAAAUUUUUCUUCUUAUUCUUAUUGAUUGUUUGACUUGUUCUCUAUUGGAAUAUUGUAUUCACCAUGGAUGUUAUGUAUAAAGUGAAACCCAUUUUCUGCAGUGAAGAGAUUGUCCUUCCUGACAACAUGUAUUAUGUUAAACCGAUUGGUGAUGUUGAACCAUUUGAUUUAAUUAAAUCUUCUAAUAAAUCUUGUGGUAAUCAGGUUGAUACUAAAUUAUCAACUUGUCAAUCGAAUAGUGUUACCAAUUGUUCUGUUGGUGAGAUUGGAAAAGGUAAAGAGAACAAAUUGUCCAAUGAGAAAAAGACACCGGCUGAUAAAAUGGUUACUUGCACCAAGGAGGGUAAAGAUGGAAAGCCUGGAAAAAAAUCGAAAAAAGGUAAAAAUUCUGGCUCGGAACAAGGUAAAGAAAGUGGCCAGUCAAAGGGUGAUGGUCAAUCUUUGCCAAAGAAAAGUCAAGAUGAUUCCCAAGAAAGUAAUCAAGGAGAUGGAAAAGAUGAUAAAAAAGAUGGUGGUAAUUUAAUUCCACCGGUGGCUGAUGUUCCCUAUCUGGGUAAUAUAAUUGGAAAUGUAAUUGUUCAUGAUAUUGCCAUUCAAGCAGAUUUUGAUUAUAAACCAUUAAGGGUUCUUAAAGUGAUUAAUCAUCUACGAAAAAAUUUUGGUCUCAAAAUAGCGGUCAAGGUACAUGUUAGUUCAACCGUUCUGGUGGAAUCGGAAACCAAUGUCGAUGAAUGGAAGAUGUUUGAAACUUUUGAAUCUACAAUUUUGCCACGACAAGACAAUCAACUGUUUGUCACUCUGAUUGUUAAACGAUUUACCACCAAAGAGGCUUGGCUAAACAAACAACCUUUCAUGGUGUUGGAUCCUCAUCUUGGAACAGCCAUUUAUGGAGAGGUCAAUAUCGCUCGGCAUGUUACCCGUUUAGCAUCAAAAUUCUGUCCAUUGUGCUACGAAAUCUAUCCCGAAGAUGAUUCUUCCCAAGUAGAAUCGGUCAAAGAUAUCGAUGAAACUCUGAACGAAAUUCAAAAGUUUCUAUUUAUCCGAAAUCUCGGUGAUAAACAAGCUCGACCUUCAAUACCCGAAAUUAAGGACAAAAGGCUAAAAGAUGGCGUCGAUUUGAAAUUAACUCUUGAUUAUAUCUUAUUACUUUCACUCAAAUUAUAAAUUUGGUCCACUUCAAUUUGGAAAGACCAAAAUUUAUCCCCAGUAAAAAGAAAUGCGUCAAAAAAAUAUAUUAUUAUUUAAUUCUCAAUGAAUAAAAUAAGUCAUUCGAUUUAAAGUGAGCUUUUAAUUCAAAGAGAAUCUCAA
Molecule: messenger RNA, 1386 nt
Organism: Panonychus citri (citrus red mite)
Lineage: Eukaryota; Metazoa; Arthropoda; Arachnida; Trombidiformes; Tetranychidae
Exons: 1
Coding region: 142-1242 (366 amino acids)
Cellular component (GO): aminoacyl-tRNA synthetase multienzyme complex
Source: RefSeq, a predicted model, not a curated record